Fomitopsis serialis is the source of this 1973-nucleotide messenger RNA. Its product is annotated as serine carboxypeptidase. Gene Ontology annotation, molecular function: serine-type carboxypeptidase activity. The record is from RefSeq and is a predicted model, not a curated record. Lineage: Eukaryota; Fungi; Basidiomycota; Agaricomycetes; Polyporales; Fomitopsidaceae. Gene Ontology annotation, biological process: proteolysis. Gene Ontology annotation, cellular component: fungal-type vacuole. The transcript is spliced from 13 exons. Bases 46 to 1599 code for a protein of 517 amino acids.
ACUUCAACAACGUUCACAUAAGUACUUGAAUCGGGUUUGCUAGACAUGGCUCCUUGUCGGGCCUUAUGGUCGUUCAUUAGCUAUGCUAGUCUAGUACUGGCAACGCAAGGACCAUUCUCUGCGCCGCCCAGUACAUUAUCGCGAUCAACAGUGGUGCCGGGUCGGGAUCCUUGGUCUCUCCGAGUCCUCGAUGCUGGCGCCUCGGCCCGGGACAGAUACGAUGCGGGUCUCUUCACGCCACACGAAGACUUGGACACCCUUUCUGCUACUGAAUAUACGGUUCUUCACCACCCAGCCUUUCCUAAUCACAGUGUAAGGAUCAAGAAAUCCGACUUCUGCGAUGGCUCUGUCGGUGCAUACACCGGAUACAUUGACAUUCAGGCUCGACAUCUGUUCUUCUAUUUCUUUGAGAGCAGGGAUGAUCCAGACCAGGACGACGUGAUCUUUUGGACAAACGGAGGACCAGGAUGUUCCUCCUCAACGGGAUUGUUCAUGGAACUCGGACCUUGUAGGGUUACGAACCCAGAGAAGACGACAUACAAUCCUUACUCUUGGAAUGAGAAGGCCAACAUCUUCUUCAUAGAUCAACCCGUGGGCGUUGGAUUCUCAUACGCAGAGUUCGGCGAGACAGUUGGUAACACGCCGGACGCUGCCAAAGAUAUUGCCGCGUUCGUGGUCAUUUUCUUCGAGCACUUUAGCAAGUUCAAAGGAAGAGCAUUCCACAUGGCCGGUGAAUCGUACGGGGGUCGAUACAUCCCCCUUUUUGCCUCGGAAAUCUAUGAUCAGAAUGCUAAGCUGGAAGCCGCUGGCAUGACGCCUGUAAACCUCACGUCCGUAAUGAUAGGCAAUGGUUGCACUGACUGGUCGGGCAUGACAGCCUCGUACUUUGAUAUGCAGUGCAGGCCCAUGUCCCAACCACCAAUCAUGGAUAUCAAUUCCUGUGUUCGGAUGAAGCAGGCUCUUCCACGCUGUCAGCAGAUGGUGAAGGAAUCGUGUUUGGAUAGCUUUGACAGCAUCAAUUGCGGGGCGGCCAACAACUUCUGCAACGCAGAGCUGUAUGAACCAUUUUUCGCGACCGGAUACAAUCCAUACGACAUAAGCAAGCUUUGCGACGGGACCAUGGAAGACACUCUAUGUUACCCUGUCACGAAAGCUAUCAGCCAAUACUUGGAUAAGCCUGACAUCCGAUCGCUACUUGGUGUAGAUCCGGCUGUCAGCGCCAACUUCUCCGGCUGCAACGACGACGUCGCCGAUGCCUUCGACGCGUCCCUAGACUAUCUCUUCCCCACAGAGUUGUACUUAUCCGCACUCUUGGAAAGAGACAUCCGUGUCCUCAUAUACGUCGGGGCGAAUGACUGGAUGUGUAAUUGGGUAGGGAACGAUCGCAUGACACUUGCGCUGGAUUGGACCGGGAAGGAGCAGUUCUCCUCGCAGCCAUUGACUCCGUGGAAAGUGGACGGCAAAGUCGCGGGCUUGACGAGGAGCGCAGGGCCGCUGACGUUCGUGACGAUUGACGGCGCCGGGCACAUGGUCCCGUAUGACAAACCUUUGCAAUCACUGGAGUUGACCAGGCGAUGGCUUGCUGGUCAGUUUCCAUAGCUUCGUCGAGCAAGCGGGUACUACGGACAUCUCUCCGUAUGAGCUGGUCGAACGACGGCAUCUCAGGACUUGUUAUUCGGUCCGAAGGGCUUCGUGGCAAGUGAGCAGCUUACGGAAGUUCCUACUCCGAGUCGGAUGAGACUUUGCUAUAUUGCUAAGUACCUGUUCUUGAAACUUAUUCGCAGAAGUGUCUGUCCCGGCUGCGUCAUAUGCUGUCUGUAAGCAUGAUGCAUGGUCAGAGGUCCGUUCAGCGCCCUGCCAGUAGGCAGCAGUAGGCCCCCUUACAUUGGAGCUGCUGCGACCUUCACCCCAUUCACGUCACAAUAGCAACUCGAAGUCACAGGAGGAUACUUGCAAUCAUUUGUUUUCUGAUC